Molecule: messenger RNA, 1905 nt
Organism: Letharia columbiana
Lineage: Eukaryota; Fungi; Ascomycota; Lecanoromycetes; Lecanorales; Parmeliaceae
Exons: 3
Coding region: 1-1905 (634 amino acids)
Molecular function (GO): FAD binding
Source: RefSeq, a predicted model, not a curated record
AUGGCCGCUUCAUCAGAAAAGUAUGAUAUCGUGAUAGUGGGCGCCGGGCCUGUAGGCUUGCUGCUCUCAGUCUGUCUGGCGCGCUGGGGCUACAAGAUUAAGAACAUUGAUAACAGGGAAGUGCCAACCCUGACGGGCCGAGCUGAUGGCAUUCAACCACGGUCUCUGCACCUGUUACGGAAUAUGGAUCUCAAGCGACCGAUAAUGGCUCAUCAGCCAGCUAAGGUCUACGAGGUUGCUUUUUGGGAUCCUCAAUCAGGCGGUAAGGGUAUCCACAGGACAGGAAAUUGGGCUGCUUGUCCGAAAUUCAUCGAUGCAAGAUAUCCCUUCACCACCCUUUUACAUCAGGGUCUAAUAGAGAGGGUCUUUAUUGAUGAUCUACACAAGAACGGGGCAGAUGUGCAAAGGCCUUGGACUAUCACGGGCUUCAACAACGACGGUCAGGACAAGACCUAUCCAAUUGAAGUCAACCUCAAGCAUAUGCGGACGGAUGAGAAGGAAAUUGUGCGAGCGAAAUACUUGUUCAGUGGCGAAGGAGCUAGGAGCUUCAUAAGGGAUCAGCUGGGUGUCAAAAUACGUCAUAAAGAUCCGAUCAGUCAUGUCUGGGGAGUCAUGGAUGGAGUUGUUAGGACGGAUUUUCCUGAUGUCAAGAUGAAAUGCACGAUACAUAGCGAUCACGGCUCGAUCAUGAUUAUUCCCAGGGAAAACAACAUGGUUAGACUUUACAUACAAAUUGCGUCUUCGACUGACAAAGACUUUGACCCUCGCAAACAAGCUACUCCGGAGGAUGUUCAAGCAUCGGCAAAGAAGAUACUACAGCCUUAUUACAUUGAAUGGGACAUGGUAGAGUGGUACUCGGUCUACCCUAUUGGCCAGGGCAUAGCGGAGAACUACACUAUAGAUCAUCGAGUGUUCUUAGGCGGAGACUGCUGCCACACGCAUAGCCCAAAAGCUGGCCAAGGAAUGAAUACCGCUUUCCACGACGCUCUCAAUCUUGCAUGGAAGAUCCAUCACGUUGAGGCAGGCUUUGCGAAUCGAUCCAUACUACAAUCGUAUGAGGCAGAGCGCAAGCACAUUGCUGAGGAACUUCUCGACUUCGACGCCAAGUACGCCGCACUGUUUUCUCAGCGGGUCCCCUCCGCUGGUGAGGUGGGUGCAGCGUCAGAAGACAACAUAGAUGGGGCGGCCAAUGAGUUUGUGAAGGUCUUCAAGUCGAGCCAAGAAUUUACAUCUGGUUAUGGGAUAUUCUACGGUCCGAACGAGUUCAACUGGUCAUCAGACCAUUCCGCACAGUCACACCUUUUCAACCCAAAAGGCAAUACUGUUCGCGUAGGCCGUAUCAUGCCCCCGGCCAAUGUAACCAGGGUUGUGGACGCCAAUGAGGUUCAGUUGGAGCAAGAAAUUCCGCUCAACGGCUCAUUCAGGAUUUUCCUCUUCGCUGGCUCACCGUCAAAGACACAGCGUGCCGUUGCUGACUUUGCUACGAAUCUGCAAAAGAAGAAAAGCUUCUACUCGACCUUCGCACGAGAGGAUAUUGCAAGUGUCUCCUAUCACGAGCGACACAAUCCUCAUUCUUACUUCUUUUCAAUCUGCACAACGUUCGCAUCUCCCCGAGAUAGAAUAGACAUCUCGAAGAUGUUGCCGCCAAUCCUCGCACGGUAUAGUGAUCAUGUCUAUGCCGACGAUGUCUGGGAUCCAAAGGUGCCUGAUGCGAAAGCUGCAGCCCACGCAAAGUUGGGAUUGGAUGCAGACAAGGGCGGUGUUGUCGUUGUUAGGCCUGAUGGACAUGUUGGCUGCGUGGUCACUCUGGUGGCGGGAAGUGGGACAGUGGAUGCCUUGAAUGAUUAUUUUGGAGCAUUUGUAUCCAAGCCCAUCGGAAAUGGGAAGCCGCAGGCGCAGCUAUGA